This is a messenger RNA of Acaromyces ingoldii, 1707 nucleotides long. RefSeq names its product asparaginyl-tRNA synthetase. The transcript has a single exon. Gene Ontology annotation, molecular function: asparagine-tRNA ligase activity; ATP binding. The record is from RefSeq and is a predicted model, not a curated record. Gene Ontology annotation, cellular component: mitochondrion. Gene Ontology annotation, biological process: asparaginyl-tRNA aminoacylation. The coding region runs from base 18 to 1613 and encodes 531 amino acids. Lineage: Eukaryota; Fungi; Basidiomycota; Exobasidiomycetes; Exobasidiales; Cryptobasidiaceae.
GCUGCAAGUUGUAGGAGAUGAGGAGGAGUCUCUGUCGGUCCCUCGAGGCCUCGACGUCGGCAUUGAAACUUCCGGCACCCAGCGCGGUACGGAUCUCGCGGUCGACUCCAAAGCGAUGGCAUUCCACGGCCGAGCCGGCUCCAAGGCCAAUCACGCUGCUACGCCAGCUGCUGGCUUCCCGACCUCCCCUCUCCCCUUCCUCCUCUUCUUCAGCAGCUGACGCAGGCGCGGACGAGGCGCCGCUGCAUCGGAUCGUAGCCUACGCUCGUGUGGUGCGUAGCCAUCGCAAUGUGACGUUUAUAUCGCUUGCCGACGGCAGUCUGCCAGGCAACGAGACGCUCCAGGGCGUCUAUCGUUCGUCUUCGUCCUCGUCCUCAUUGCCUGAUCAUCAACAGCUAGCGCCCGGCGUAGGGCUGGAGCUGACAGGUCGGCUCAAGCCAAGCAGAGGCCGAGGACAGGCGUAUGAGCUCGACAUUGAACAUCUCAAGGUGACGGCCCCCGUCGAUGCAGCCACCUACCCGAUUCCCCUGACCUCUUCGUCGACGCCCGCGAGCAACGACCUGCUGCGCAAGUACGCCCACCUUCGACCACGGGAGGCUCGGCACGCCGCCGUGUUGCGCGCUCGUUCCGCGUUCGAAAAGGCCAUCUCAGACUGGUUCUGGGACGCCGGCUUCUCCCGCGUCGCCGCGCCGAUUCUCACCUCGUCGGACUGCGAGGGUGGCGGCGAGGUGUUUCGCGUCGAGCAGGACCAGGGCGAAGAAGCCGGGCCCACGACGCCCUUUUUCUCUUCCGCUACCCCUGCCUUUCUCACCGUCUCUUCCCAGCUCCACCUCGAGGCACUCGCCAUGGGCCUGGGAAGAGUGUGGACGUGUGGACCGUCGUUUCGCGCAGAGGGAAGCGCCACCAAUCGCCAUCUCUGCGAGUUCUGGAUGAUCGAGGCCGAACAACUAACGAGCAGCAGUGGGCCUGCCGCUCUGCACGAGGUGAUGCAGACGACGCAGGGAGUCGUGCAAGCGGCGAUGCACUUCGCCUUGCACCACGAGCAGACGAGGAAGGACCUCGAGAUGCUCUGGCAGGGGCACGAAGCCACCCUGCAGGAGCUCGAAUCUGUCGCGUCGUCUAGCUCGGGGCCAUGGCCAACGAUGACAUACACCGACGCUGUUUCGCUGCUCGAGAGCGAAGGACGACAGCUAGACGAGCCACCACCCGCCUGGGGCCAGUCGCUGUCCUCGUCACACGAGCGCUGGUUGGCACAACACGUCGCAAGCGGUCCCCUGUUCAUCACCGACUAUCCCUCGGGCUUGAAACCGUUCUACAUGCGCGCAAAUGAGAACCAGGGCCCGGAAGAGAGGAGGACGGUGGCCUGCUUCGACCUCGUGGUGCCGCGCCUGGGUGAGCUUGUUGGCGGCAGCCUGCGCGAGGAACGGCUGGACCGCCUCGAGGCGCAGCCCGCGGCGCUCGACUGGUACGCCAAGGAUCUGCGCAGGUACGGCUGCAUCCCUCAUGGCGGCUUUGGCCUCGGUCUCGAGAGGCUCGUCGGCUGGUUGACAAACACCGACAAUCUCCGCGAUGUAGCUUCUUUUCCCAGGACAAAGGGCCCUCUGCGGUACUGAGACAGUGGUCAAUGGUCGAUUGAUUGAUAGAUUGUUUGUAAGCUGUGGUCCAUCUCUCAUUGGGAGUGAAUCUAACGGAGGCGCUACGGAGGCG